Messenger RNA from Cucumis melo (muskmelon), 2013 nucleotides. Its product is annotated as carotenoid 9,10(9',10')-cleavage dioxygenase 1. Gene Ontology annotation, biological process: carotene catabolic process. The transcript is spliced from 14 exons. The record is from RefSeq and is a predicted model, not a curated record. Gene Ontology annotation, cellular component: chloroplast stroma. NCBI's taxonomy places the organism in Eukaryota, Viridiplantae, Streptophyta, Magnoliopsida, Cucurbitales, Cucurbitaceae. Gene Ontology annotation, molecular function: carotenoid dioxygenase activity. Bases 143 to 1786 code for a protein of 547 amino acids.
AUGGUAGUGGAAAGAAUUUCAACAAAAUGGUCAUCAGCAUCGUUACGUGGCUUUACAAUCACCCACAUGCCUUAGCUCCACUUCCUUAUUUCACCACCAUACCCAUUCUCCACUCUCAAUCUUGUGAUUCUCACUCACAACAAUGGCGGAUGAGAAGCAGAAGCUCAACGGCGGACUCCCCGGACGGUCCUUGGUGGAGGUCUCUCCCAAACCCAGUAAAGGCCUUGUAUCCAAGGCCACCGAUUUGUUGGAGAAGCUCUUUGUCAAGCUUAUGUAUGAUUCUUCUAAGCCUCAGCACUAUCUUUCCGGUAAUUUUGCUCCGGUUCAUGAUGAGACUCCUCCGAUUACUGAUCUCCCUGUUAAAGGUUAUCUUCCGGAAUGCUUAAAUGGAGAGUUUGUUAGGGUGGGACCAAAUCCGAAGUUUAGCCCAGUUGCUGGCUACCACUGGUUUGAUGGAGAUGGCAUGAUCCAUGGAUUGCGCAUUAAAGAUGGAAAAGCAUCAUAUGUUUCCCGUUAUGUGCGGACAUCAAGACUUAAACAAGAAGAAUAUUUUGGAGCUGCUAAAUUCAUGAAGAUUGGUGAUCUGAAAGGGUUCUUUGGGUUAAUAAUGGUUAACAUGCAAAUGCUGAGAGCAAAGUUAAAAGUGUUGGAUGUUUCGUAUGGAACUGGGACAGGUAACACGGCUCUCAUAUAUCACCAUGGAAAGCUGCUAGCACUUUCGGAGGGAGAUAAACCUUAUGUUAUAAAAGUGUUGGAGGAUGGAGAUCUGCAGACGCUUGGUCUGCUGGAUUAUGACAAGAGAUUGACACACACCUUCACUGCUCAUCCAAAGGUUGAUCCAGUCACUGGCGAAAUGUUUACAUUUGGUUAUUCUCAUUCACCGCCAUAUGUUACCUACAGAGUUAUUUCCAAGGACGGUCUCAUGCAUGACCCAGUACCAAUCACGAUUCCAGCUCCUGUCAUGAUGCAUGACUUUGCAAUUACAGAAAACUAUGCAAUUUUUAUGGAUCUUCCUUUAUAUUUUAAACCCAAGGAAAUGGUGAAAGAAAAUAAGUUAAUUUUCACAUUUGAUGCUACAAAAAAAGCUAGGUUUGGUGUGCUACCAAGAUAUGCAAAAGAUGACUUGCUUAUCCAAUGGUUUGAGCUUCCAAAUUGUUUCAUAUUUCAUAAUGCUAAUGCUUGGGAGGAAGGAGAUGAACUAGUUUUGAUUACUUGCCGUCUUGAGAAUCCUGACUUGGACAUGGUCAGUGGGUCUGUUAAAGAGAAGCUCGAGAACUUCUCAAAUGAGCUGUAUGAGAUGAGAUUCAAUCUUAAAUCUGGUUUAGCUUCACAGAGGAAACUCUCAGAAUCUGCUGUAGAUUUUCCUAGAGUGAACGAAAGCUACACUGGCAGGAAGCAACAAUAUGUAUAUGGGACUACGCUGGAUAGCAUUGCAAAAGUCACAGGGAUCGCUAAAUUUGAUCUUCAUGCUGAACCUGAAACUGGAAAGACGAAGAUUGAAGUUGGAGGAAAUGUUCAAGGCCUCUAUGACCUUGGACCUGGUAGAUUUGGUUCAGAAGCUAUCUUUGUUCCCCGCGUACCUGGCACCACUUCAGAAGAAGAUGAUGGCUAUUUGAUAUUAUUCGUACACGAUGAGAAUACUGGAAAAUCUGCAGUGAAUGUUGUAGAUGCAAAAACUAUGUCAUCUGAGCCUGUCGCAGUUGUUGAAUUGCCACACAGAGUUCCAUAUGGGUUUCAUGCCUUCUUUGUUACAGAGGAGCAACUUCAAGAACAAGGAAGGCUUUAACUGUACAGUUAUUUUUCAUGACUAGAAGACCUGAAGACCUGAAGAAGACGAGCAAACAAAUGUUAGCAUGUAAUAUAUCCAUCUUUUAUCUUGACAUACUUUUACCUCUGCAUGUUUUAUUAUGAUUAAUUUAUAAUAUAUUGUGCUUCCUCCCUCCCUUCCCCCCAAGAUCUGUAAGUGAAAACUUGCAUUUAUGAAUAAGAAAUCGCCUUUCUCAUCGUAAAGAA